AUGCGAUGGGUAAACAGACCUCCCAUCCUUACCCAGAAGUCGGAUAUAGAAGUUAUUAGUCUUCCGACGCUAAACAUCCUCUUAGUGUUUGACGCAUUGCUGUAUAUCCUGACAGGGCUUGUGGCAGGAUUCACAGCGAUUCACUCCCAGUCUGUAAACCUAGUGGAUGCUCCACAACAAACCGAAAUACUCAAGGUCCUGGCGAAUUGUUGUGGGUUGUCAGAGCCUAAAGCUCUUCAUCGUGUCAAUCUCACGGGAGAAGCAGUGUGCAACGAUGGGUCUCCGGCCGGAUAUUAUAUAAGGCAUUCCCAUGGGAGCAGAAGAUGGAUCGUAUUUCUUGAAGGGGGUUGGUACUGCUAUGAUCAGAGGAGUUGUCACAACCGAUGGCAUCGCAUGAACCAUCUCAUGUCUUCCAAGCAAUGGCCUGACACCAGAAAUGUCGGAGGUUUGUUAUCACCAAACCCGGAGGAAAAUCCUUACUGGUGGAACGCUAACCAUGUGUUUGUCCCAUAUUGCUCCAGUGAUGUCUGGAGUGGCCAGCACAGAGCCUCUCAAAGUGACUCCCAGUUUAGCUUCAUGGGAUCUGUCAUAGUACAAGAGGUCAUCAAGGACCUUUUGACCCGAGGGCUGGAGUCAGCAUCCUCUCUCUUAUUGGCUGGUAGCAGUGCUGGAGGCAUGGGAGUGAUGUUGAACCUAGACCCUGUGAAGGCAGCUCUCCGGGGACACAAGCACAUAGCUCUCCGAGGAGUCUCGGAUUCCGGGUGGUUCCUGGACCGCCCUCCAUACACCCGGGAUGGGGAGGGCUUAGCCCCUGUGGACGCCCUUAAGCGGGGCAUCCUUCUCUGGGACGGACAAGUGCCCAGAAAGUGCCAGGAGUACUACGGUCAAGAACCUUGGAGAUGCUACUUUGGCUACAGGCUCUAUCACACCCUCACUACUCCACUGUUUGUUUUUCAAUGGCUGUUUGACGAGGCUCAGAUGACAGCUGAUAAUGUUGGCACUCCUGUCACAAAGCAACAAUGGGACUACAUUCACAAGAUGGGGGACAGCCUGCGGAACACCUUUCAGAAUGUUACGUCCGUGUUUGCGCCAUCUUGCAUCUCUCACUCCGUCUUGACCAAGAGGGACUGGCGAGUUUUGCGGAUUGACGAUGUUACGUUGCCUCAAGCUCUGCGAUGUUGGGAACUACAGAUACAGUUCCCAGACAUAUCAUUCCGCAAGAAGGAUAGUUCAGUCAGUAUGCUGUCUGACUCACCGCUGCAUGUCAGUAAAUCUGCUAGAAACCUCACCAGAUCUGCCGGCCCUCAAACUACGCAGCGCAAACGCAGACGUAGAAAAAACAAAAACAAAAAUAGAGGAAAGAAACGCAAAGAGAGGAAGGGUAACCGCAUGCGUCCGCAGCGUUCUACCGCAGUCCCCAGAGAGCAGGCUUGCCAACAUCGGCUGAUAGAGCGAUGCUCCUGGCCUCAGUGUAACCACUCUUGUCCCAAGCUGAGAAAUCCUUUCACAGGAGAAGAAAUGGAUUUUCUGGAGUUGCUGAAAUCGUUCGGUCUAGAUUUGAUGAGUGUUGCUAAUGCUCUGGGGAUUGACAUAAACACUCUGAACAACAUGGACCCUGAAGAACUUCUCAACUUGCUGACCCAGCAAUCCAACUGAAGCUGGGGCAACAUCCACAAUAUACUGA
Messenger RNA from Macrosteles quadrilineatus (aster leafhopper), 1684 nucleotides. RefSeq names its product palmitoleoyl-protein carboxylesterase NOTUM (gene Notum). Gene Ontology annotation, molecular function: hydrolase activity. Lineage: Eukaryota; Metazoa; Arthropoda; Insecta; Hemiptera; Cicadellidae. The transcript is spliced from 13 exons. The record is from RefSeq and is a predicted model, not a curated record. The coding region runs from base 1 to 1656 and encodes 551 amino acids.